Pleurotus ostreatus (oyster mushroom) is the source of this 498-nucleotide messenger RNA. RefSeq lists its product as uncharacterized. Bases 1 to 498 code for a protein of 165 amino acids. NCBI's taxonomy places the organism in Eukaryota, Fungi, Basidiomycota, Agaricomycetes, Agaricales, Pleurotaceae. The transcript has 4 exons. The record is from RefSeq and is a predicted model, not a curated record. Gene Ontology annotation, molecular function: acyltransferase activity, transferring groups other than amino-acyl groups.
AUGGCCGAACAAAUCAUCCCAGAGCACGAAAUCGUCACAAUACCCAGUGAUGAUCAGAAUCUUCGACAGCAGUGCUACGCCAUUCGCAUAGACGUCUUCCACCACGAACAGAAGUUCCCACUCGAAACUGAAAUUGAUGACAUGGAAGAUCGUUCGGCUCACAUACUGCUGAGGUUAACUCCCUCGCACACUCCAGUGGGAACGAUAAGAGCCUACAAGCCACCUGGAGCGGAUUACUAUAAACUCAGUCGCUUAGCCGUUCUCAAGCCUUAUCGUCAAUAUCGAUUCGGGCGAGAACUGGUUGAAGCCCUUCACGACUGGGUGAAACUUGAUGCUAUCAAGUCUGGAUACAAAGACUACGUUACAAUUGUAACCCAUUCUCAGAUACCCGUCAAGGGGUUCUACGCAAAAUUUGGAUACGUCGCAGAGGGUGAUGAGUUCGAUGAAGACGGCGAUCCUCACCAGAAGAUGGUCGUCCGUCUGCCGCUAAGUACCUAA